AUGGAUAACUAUACAGACUUUGAUGGAUUUCAUGGAUUCCAAAAGAAUUUUGUCAAAAUGGCAUGGGAUGAAUAUAAUUCACCGCAACAGAACUGGAUUGACUUAGGUCUUCGGUACUGGACAGUGAUUGACGAGAGAUUAGGAGAUGGUAGAAUCAAAGAAUAUCCCUUCAUCUACACACCAAUCCCAACAAUAGCACUAGUAAUCGUAUAUCUUGCAUGGGUAAUGGUAAUAGGACCAUUCUAUAUGCGAGAUAAGAAGCCAUUUAACCUUAAAAAUACGCUUAUCUAUUAUAAUGCUUUCCAAGUACUCCUCAGCGCGUAUAUGUUUUAUGAGCAUUUAAUGGCUGGAUGGUUCAAAGGAUAUAGCUAUACAUGCCAAACAGUUGAUUAUACCGAUACUCCUUUAUCUAGACGGAUGCUUAACUUAUGCUAUGUCUAUUACUUAUCCAAAUUGACUGAAUUUGCUGACACAAUAUUCUUUGUGCUGCGUAAGAAAAAGUCACAAAUUACCUGGUUGCAUUUGUAUCACCACUCAUUGACACCGAUUGAAGCAUGGGUUCUUGUAAAGUUCAUUGCCGGUGGAAAUGCAACAUUCCCAAAUAUCCUCAACAACUUCGUCCAUGUUCUUAUGUACUUCUACUACAUGCUUUCUGCUAUGGGUCCACAAUACCAAAAGUAUUUGUGGUGGAAAAAAUAUAUGACAGAGAUUCAAAUUGCACAAUUCGUUCUCUGCAUCUUCCACAACAUCCGAGCACUUUGUACAGACUGCACAUUCCCACCAUUCAUGUCAUCACUUCUCCUGCUGAACUCCAUCAUCUUCUUCGUACUCUUCAUGAACUUCUACGUUCAAAACUUCUAUAAACGAAAAUCAGCUGCCACAGCAACAACAGAGAAACUCAAAGCACAAUAAAAUAGUUCCGGGGAAAUAAGUUAUAAUUCAUUUGGUAUUAAAGUGUGUCCAUUACCUUUGAAAAACCAUAUUUUUUAAUAAUCUCGUCAUGAAUUGCUGUCGACAAGUCGAAGAAUAAAGGAAAUGUUAAGUCGAUAAUGUUUAGUGUGUAACAAGUAAGAAAUUGAACAAAGAAGGUCAACACAAAAAAGCUAUAAAAAGUGCACAGAAAAAUAUAGAAAAAAAUGUUCAAUCAUGAUCUUUGUGUGCCAAAAUUAUGACAUUCACUAAGACAGAAGAAAGAUUUAAAGAUUUUCUAGAAAUAGUAUUGCGAAUAAAAAUUGUAGUGCAUCAACGCAGCCUACUCUUGUGCUCAGUAAUGUAUUAUUUAAUAGAUAGUUAAGUUGUAUACAGUUGGAUGAUAUAGAAAUGGAUGUCCGGGGUUUACAGCUUUAUUUCGUAUGGAAUUUGGGGUGCUUUCCUUACUUAUUGUUAAUUGGGGGUACUUAAAACAUUUUAUGGUCUUUGGGGGUAUUUUAAACACUUUAUGAUCCUCGGAGCUAUUCUUUUUAUUACCCAGGACUCAUAAGGACCUCUUUUUCAUACAUGUAUUGGAGGUUAAGCUCAAAAUUGCUGGCAUCCAAGGUAUUCAUCUAAUUAACACGUUUUUAAAUGUGCCCUCUUAGUAUUUUAACCCUUAGCGGACACCCCUUAAUUAAUAAUAAUUUAAUCAUCAUAAAAAUUUGAAAUUUCCUUAGAAAUUUCAUAACCUAACCUCAAAAGUACCCCAACCUACAACUUAAAGUCAUGUACAUCUCGGGACAUUCCAACAGAUUUUCCAUUAAUAUUAA
Chironomus riparius is the source of this 1742-nucleotide messenger RNA. Lineage: Eukaryota; Metazoa; Arthropoda; Insecta; Diptera; Chironomidae. The record is from the annotation of a GenBank genome assembly.